Plasmodium adleri (nom. inval.) is the source of this 2571-nucleotide messenger RNA. RefSeq names its product conserved Plasmodium protein, unknown function. Bases 1 to 2571 code for a protein of 856 amino acids. The record is from RefSeq and is a predicted model, not a curated record. NCBI's taxonomy places the organism in Eukaryota, Apicomplexa, Aconoidasida, Haemosporida, Plasmodiidae. The transcript is spliced from 2 exons.
AUGAAUUUCUUUAAAACGUUUGUAUCAAAUUAUAAGUAUCAUGUAAUUUUUAAUUUAAGAAUAAAAUCAUUUUGUUUUAAUUUUAGCACAUUAUGUGGUAAGUACAAUAAAAGUGAUAAAAGGAAGUUUCUGGUUUUUUCGAAUAAACCUAUAAAGGGAUAUGAUACCCAAAAAAGGCCUUUAAGAAAAAAAGUUACACAUAUAAAUAAAAAGGAAGAAGAGAAAAUAAAAAAUUUUGAAAAUAAGAACAAUUUAAAAUAUAGAAAUAUAAAAAGUAUAAAACAAAAUAAUAAUAUAUAUCAAAAAAACAUUCAAACAUCUUAUAAUAAUGAAAACAUAUUUUUAAACAAAUUAAAUUAUAAUGAUGAUGAAAAUAAAAAAGCAGACACAUACAAUGAAAAAUAUAUAAUGGAUGUAAGUCACAUAAAAAAUAUGUACGUGCAAAAUUGUUUAAAGAAAAAUAAUAUUUUUUAUAUUUAUACAUAUCAAUAUUUAUUAAUUGAAUUAUUAAGAUGUAAUAAAAAUGUUCUAACAUACUUAAUACAUUCAGAUUGUAUAAUAUCAUAUAUUAUAUAUAGCUUUUAUAAAAUAAAUACAGAAAUGUCAAAUAAUAUAUAUGAUAAUAAAUAUGUAAAUUAUAAUAAAAAUCAAAAUGUAGAUGAUAUAUUGUCUAUAUCAAAUCCAUCUAAACAUAAAGAUUUAAACAUAUUAAAACAUGAAGGAAAAAAGGGAAAAAAAAAAUUAUCUUAUUCACAGAAUAGUGUAUUAUUAAUAGUUUCAUCACAAGAACAAAUAAGUUUAAUAUAUGAAACAAUUGUAAAAUUAAAAAGUGAUCAUAUAUCUACAUAUAUUAUUAAUAAUGAAAAUAAUAUUAAUAAUAUAAGAAAUCAUCUAUUUUUAUAUAAUAUUAUUAUAAUGAAUAUUGAACAUAUAAAAGACGAUUAUGAUUUUAAAAUAUUUCUGGAUCAUAUAGGUUUCCUUGUAGUUGAUGAUAUAUAUGAAAUAUAUAAGAAAAAAAAAACAAAAUUAUUAAAAAAUAUUUUAAAAGAUUGUAAAGAAAAACAAGAAACAGAUAGUUUUUUUCAAAUUUUAUUGAUAAAUAAAAUAUUUGAUGAAUGGUUAUCGAAUGAUAUUCUACAAUAUUUAAAGAGUAUAAAUUAUAAUAUUUAUCAUGAAAAAAAAAAAAUGAAUCAAUAUAAUUUUUUAAAUGAUAAUAAUAGUUAUUAUAAUAAUGUAAAUACAUUUCAUUGUGUUAACUUAAUGCAAUAUAAACCAAAAAUUGAAAGACACAUGAGUAUAUAUGUACCUUUAAAUGAUGAAAAGAAAUUUUUAAUCUUAUUCAAUAUUUUACAUAAUAAUAAAAAUAAAAAAAGAAUAUUAAUUUAUUAUAAUAAAAGUGAUAUAUAUUCAUUUUAUUUAUAUCUUAAUUCGUAUAUACCAUGUAUAUUUUUCUCUAAUACACUUAAAAUAAAUUAUACAAAAAAUUUUCUACAUUUAUUUAAUACUACUAAUGAUUAUAUAUUAAUAACGAAUGAUAAAACAAUAAACAAAUUUUAUGAUCUACGAGUUAAUUUAUAUAUACAUUAUACACUUGAUGAUGAUAUCACAACAUAUAUGGAUAUAUUAUCAAAUCAUUCAAUAAUUAAUUUAAUUAAUGUAAAUCAAAAUAAUAAAAAUAUACAAAAAAGACAUCAUAACAAUGGGAAGAAUAACAACAAUAAUAAUUAUGAUGGUGAUGGUGAUGAUGGUGGUGUAUAUAUAAAUUAUAAAAAUGUUAAUGAACAAAUAAACAGUUCUUAUGAUAUAGAGUCUAUUUUAUUUUAUAACAAGAAACAAUAUAAAACAUAUAAUAUAUUAAACAAUCUUGUUAAUUUUUCAACAUAUCCUUUACCUACCAUAAAAUAUAUGAAAUAUAAUUUUAUGAAUUUCUUAAUACAAGAAAUUCAAAAUACACUUAUUGAUGAUAAUAAACAUAUAACAGAAGCUGAAAAAAUAUAUGAAAAAUAUGGACACACAUUUAUAUCUGCAGCAUUAUACUAUAUACAAAAAAAAAAAUUAUUUCAUACAAAUAAUAGGUGUAAAAGUAAAACUCAAUAUGAACAUUUUUCAAAUAUACAUUUUAUUAUAGAAAAGAAUGUUUCUAUAAAUACUAAAGCUCAAUUAAUGACUUUCUUAAAUGAACUUUUAAAUUUUAAUAAAUCUAUAGGUGAUAUCAAUUUCUUUAUUCAAAAUUAUAUAUAUAGUAAAAGAGGAUAUAUUUUAUCUAUUCCUGAGCAUAUAUAUAAUAUAUUACACAAAAAUAAAAAUGCUAUUGAAAAUGUUGAAAAAUAUAAGCACAUACAUAUGUAUAUUUUAUAUAACAAUUAUCAAAGGGAUUUUAAAUGUAGUAGUGUCAAAAGGGGAGAAUACAAGUCAAAAAAAGCAAAAAGACGGUUGAUGAAACGGAUAAACGUCAAAAAGGAACAAAUAGAAAUUAAUAAGUUAAAUAAAAAAUUGGCUAGUAGUUUUAAAAUAAGAAAAAGAAAUGUAAAAAAUAAUAUGGAGUCUAUAAAAAAAGCAAUGGAAAUGUAG